Molecule: messenger RNA, 1490 nt
Organism: Epinephelus lanceolatus (giant grouper)
Lineage: Eukaryota; Metazoa; Chordata; Actinopteri; Perciformes; Serranidae
Gene: csf1b
Product: colony stimulating factor 1b (macrophage)
Cellular component (GO): membrane
Molecular function (GO): cytokine activity; growth factor activity
Source: RefSeq, a predicted model, not a curated record
ACUCCGUGCGGGAGGAGCACAUCAGGCAAUGCCUUUAAGAACAGCGCCACAUGACAAAGUGUCAAAUUUACUUAAGAGCGGAUUCCUUUCUGUGGAGUGGAACUGAAUAUAUGAAAAGGAUCUUUUUGCUUCAAUGUGUGUGACAGAGGAGUCUGGUGUUUUCCAUUGUCAAACACUUACCAGAUGACCAUCCUUGUGUCAACCCUGAUUCAGAGCAAAGCUAAGUUGCAGGUAAAGUGUCUGUGUGUCCUUAUGUUCCUGAGCUUCCCUCUGACUAUGGCUGAGGUCCCUGGUCCAUGCAGACACUCCAUCACGAGGGAGCACCUGCUGACAGUCAGGCAUCUGAUGGACAACCAGCUGAGGAGUGGGUGCUCGAUAACCUACACAUUCAUAGAACGGAGAACUUUGAGCAAAUGUUGCUUUGUAAAAGCUGCUUUACCCUGGAUCCUGGAGCUCCUCACAACCCACUUCAAAUACAGCAGGGGUUCAGUCAAUGAUGGCUACGUUCAGACCCUGAGAGCGCUCAUCCUCAACAUCUACUCUCAGAAAUGUGUGCCUCAGAUCAAUGAGGAGGUUGAGGACAAGCCAGAGAGUUUUGAGAUGCUCUACCAAGGGUCAACUUCAGAGGCACUGCAGAGGGCUUCAGAGGUUCUGUCUGUGUACUGGGAGCUGAUGAUGACGAGCGAUGCACCAGUGGACUGGAGAUGCCAGCAGGAAUACACAGAAACCUUUGGCUCUACCACAGACCUAUACACAGAAUCAACCACACAAUAUUUCACAGACAGUUAUGGUAGGAACUCAGUGAGGGCCUCGCAGAGAAGACCAGUCAGAGACCUGUACAAGCUUGGCUUCAUCAUCGUCUCCAUCUGCGGAGGACUACUGUUCAUACUCACUCUCUACUGUCUCGUCACACAAAAGAGAACUCACAUCCCUCACAGAUCAAGAUCAUACACAAACUCAAGCAGAGAGCUGCAGGACUUGGAGAUGGAGCCAUAAUAAUGUAUUAAAGGCCACAUCGCUGCAGCGGCUGAUGGAGCACUUGUGAAGCUGCACAUUUUAUCCAUCAUGACCAAGUUUUCAUAUCAGUAUUGUGUGUGUGUCAUGUGUCAUGCUCACCUAUUUAAUCAGAAGCUUGGCUUUGACUGAGAGCAAAUAUGGUCCUUAUUUGGAAUAAUAAUGUAUAUUAUGUUUAUGCGUUAUGUAUUGCAGAUAUCUUUUCACUAAAAGUUUUAUUUUUACACUAGUUAUGUAUGUUGAAUAAUGUGUGUCCAUUUGCUACCACUUAACCAACUGUUUGUAACAUUUUCCACAAGUUAUUUAUUAGUCUGCCUCUAUUCAAACACCGAACUGAUAAUAAAGAUUCCAUCAGUACCAAAUCCAAAAUAUAUCGCUCUUCAGCUGUCCAGCUAGCAGUGCAUUUAUAUACCAGCACAGCGAAAUCACAUGUAAAGAGCCGGCAAUGACCUCAUUAAAGGAUUUGGGCCACUUCA